Naegleria gruberi is the source of this 2091-nucleotide messenger RNA. RefSeq lists its product as uncharacterized. The coding region runs from base 1 to 2091 and encodes 696 amino acids. The record is from RefSeq and is a predicted model, not a curated record. Gene Ontology annotation, molecular function: protein binding. Lineage: Eukaryota; Heterolobosea; Eutetramitea; Acrasida; Naegleriidae. The transcript is spliced from 3 exons.
AUGACAACACCACCAACAACAUUACUCUAUAAAUCUUCAUCAUCUUCUGUUCGUAAUUGGACAUUAAUCACUGAUACAAUUUUCGGAGAUUAUGAAAAUGGUGGAAUUAAGAUUAAAUAUCAAACAGAUAGACCUGAGGAUUUCCAAUUUCAUUUUGAAUUCAAUCAUUUUGUUGAUGAUGUCUUUUUCUAUGCACCAAUUACACCUGAAAGAGAUUAUUCACAACAAGGAGAUGCCAUCUUUUUCAAUGGAUCUAAAGGAUAUCAAACUGACAAGAUUAGAACAUUCCAAGAAACAGAUGAAGAUGGUAGAGUUUGGACUGUCUCUACAAUUCCAUUCACAAGUUUUUAUGUCAACUCUAUGGGAGAUGAAACAAGAGAUUCCGAGGAAUUGGAGAUGAAGGAUCUAAUAGAAAAAAUUAAACUCAAGAAGAUGAAUAGUCAACAGAGUCAAUCAUCGGAGAUGAUCGAUUUGAACAAAGAGGAUGAAGAACAAGAACCAAUAUUUACUACUUUAUCACCAACAAAAGAUGUAGAGGCUUCUUCUGAAUUAAAGAGAAAAUCACGAGAUGAAGUUGAAGUGGAUCACUCCAAGAGACAAAGAAGAGGACACUUUACUAUUGAUUGUCUUCAUAUUAUUUGUGAAUUUUUACCACCACAAAAACUUGGAACAAUUAUGCUUGUUUGUAAGGAUUGGGAUGAUUUACUCAAGACCAAUUAUUAUUUCUGGUAUUGCCUGUAUAAGAGAAUGUUUUUUGAAGAUUUAAACAUUAAGAGAGAAAAUAUUUCAGAAUAUGAUUUCAUGAAGGCAUUCAAAACAAGAUAUUCCUUUGUUUUGAAGUACUCAGUGGGUUCGUCUCUGUCUAGAUUUUUGGUUGAGCAAGAUAAUCUUGUAGAAAAGGCAUAUAGAUCAGAAGAAAGUGAUACUGCAAUUGGCUUAUUGUCUAAAUGUAUUGCUUCACAGAAUGUACUUCGUAGAUACUUUGAUUUGCAACGAAAGCAAGUAGAUUGUUCAGUUUCAAGUAUCAAAUUUUUGAAAGAUAUUGAAGAUGUAAAAGAAGGAAGAAAUAAUGCCAAGUAUUUGAUAACAAUUUUCCUUGAAAGAAGUGUUGAUUUGACUGACGAUGAUAGUGAUGAUGAUUUAUUGGAAACUAAUUUCACUAGGCAUGAUAUUGGAGCUUUGGAUAAUAUCAUUAAUCAAUUCAAGAGGUUUAAAAAAUCAAGAAAUAGCAUCGUUGUAACAAACUUCCUUAAAUUUGGAACAGAAGAUGAAGCUAGCCAAAAAAUUGACUUUAUUAUAAUUAGCUCUCUAGGACACCAUAUUUCGUUUACAGCAGAUAUUGAAACAAGAGUUUUAGAUGAAACAUAUUUGGACUCUGGAAGAAUUAAGGUAUUUGGUAAAAUUGCUGAAGAAAAAACUUCACAAUUUCUGUUUGAGGUUUUGUUUGAUGGUGAAACUGAAAGAUCUAAAUUCAAUUUUAAUCACGAAUUCACUGAACGUUGUCUUAAGGAGCUUGGGUUGAAAGAUAUCAAUCCAAGAACACUUUUGUAUUUUAUUACUAGACUAGUUGAUUCUGAUAUUGAUCCUCAGUUCUUCCUUAGAAUUCAACUUGGAAUUAUUAAUUAUAGCGAAUUCAACUCAACUAAGCCUUACGAAAGAGAGGGAGAAGAUGCAUAUGUUCAAAAUCUAUCAGAUGAAGAAGAAGAGGAAGAAGAAGGCGAGGAAGAAUUGACUGAGGAAGAAAGAAGAUUUGUAGUCGAAUCUGAUGAAGAAGUGGAAGAAGAGGCCCCACCUGAGGAAGAUAUUACUAUUCUAAGUUCUGGAGAUGAGAUGGAGGAUGACGAAGAGGAAGAAGAACAAGAGGAACCAAGCAGGGGUCCAACUAGGAAGGUUAUCGAAGACGAUGUGGAAGAAGUGGAUGUAGAUGAUGACAAAGAGGAAGAGGAAGAGGAAAAGGUUGGAACUUUUUCUCCAACAAUUGAUUUAAAUGAAAAUUCUGAAGAAAAUGAUACAUCUACAUCUGAAAAUACUGAAAAUAAGGAAGGAGGCACAAGUGAUAAACCAGUUGAAUUGGAUUUUGAUGACGAAUAA